AUGUCGAAUUUUCCAGCAUCAUUUGGUCGAGGCAAGAUCUUCCAACAUGGUGCACGAAAGGAUAGGCUUGCUGAAGAGGUCAUGAACGCUACAAUGGAAGGUGCAAGAAAUGCUAUGGAGAAGAGUAAGAGCUCAAGUGGUACCGAGGAGUCGUCUUUUGAAACUCAUUAUUAUUCCGAUGUUGAAACUUCUGAGGAGGAAUAUGAUGCUCCUCCACUAGACACGGAAAUUCCAAAGAAAGCAUUGCUACCAAGCGAGCAACCACUUAUCCCCUUCGAACCGGCACGAUUGAAGAGGGGCGAAAGAGCCAUGAUCACACCAGAGAUCCAAGCCAUGCUUAACGCGGCCGGUGUGCAACCGAAUCACAAAUACGAGGGCGAGAUCACAGCUGAAGUCCUCAAUGAUUUACUUACGCCCGAGAACGAGAAUUGUGCACUUCACAUAACCUGCAUUCAUCCCAAAGCUGAGAUGAAGGACCUAUUCCUAACGAUCCAUCACGGGAAGGUAUAUUCUGUUGCUUGGAAUGCUCCAAAUAGUGAGUGGGUGAACGCAGCCGCACGACUUUGUUUUUGCGUACGCGAAGCAGCAGAGAAAUAUCUCGAGGAGAGUGAGACUGGUGAUGGAAUAAAAAUUCUCGGACAGAGAAUAACCGUAGAGUGGAACCGAAACAAGAAAUGUCCAGUUCCAGAGGAUCACCAAUCGCGAGUUAUACAACUCCGCGGACCACAAUCUUUUGGAUUUUCGGCUCAAGAUUUGUUAAAUUUCUUCGGCAAGGAUAUGAAACUCCAUAUCAUCUCUCGAAGAGAGUGGAACCACAAGACUGAUCAAAAAGUUGUCGAACUGGCAUUUUGCGGUAUUAGAGCCCAAUCAAGAAUGGCAUUUCGAUGCUUUAAGCAGAAGAUCGCUGCACAAGGACUUGGAGAUCAUUUUGAUAUUCGAUUUGCGCCUGAUCUGUGUGAUCCGAAUGCGGAUCAAGGCAAAGAUAUGUUCAUGCCGCGGCCACGUACUCCUCGUAUUCCACAAGCCAUCACACCACCACAACCAUCAUCACAACGUACUUUAGAGAGCAUCCGAAGCUCAAAUUGGCGUAGUGGGCAGAGGUCGACCUCCAAGUCUAUUUCCAAUGGUGCUCAAAACACUUCUAAUCGAAUCGGACCAAAAUAUGAGAAAGGUGCUGGUCCAGACGCGAAAAGUUGGAGACGUGCAAUGUGA
Messenger RNA from Sclerotinia sclerotiorum 1980 UF-70, 1212 nucleotides. RefSeq lists its product with no specific name. NCBI's taxonomy places the organism in Eukaryota, Fungi, Ascomycota, Leotiomycetes, Helotiales, Sclerotiniaceae. The record is from RefSeq and is a predicted model, not a curated record. The coding region runs from base 1 to 1212 and encodes 403 amino acids. The transcript has 3 exons.